UAUUGACCUCACAGCAGAUGCAACUACUAGUAAUGCUGGUGUCAAUAGUGCAGACUCAAGGCAGCAGGAAGAUGACAGCAGCUUCUCACUGAUAACCUGGAACAUUGAUGGGCUGGAUCUAGGAAAUCUAAAAGAACGAGCUAGAGGAAUCUGUUCUUACCUGGCAUUAUACAGUCCAGAUGUUGUGUUUUUACAAGAGGUCAUCCCACCACAUCUCUGUCUUCUAAAGAUGAGAGCAGGGAGUUAUACUAUUAUUCCAGGUAACAUAGAUGGCUAUUUCACUGCAAUAAUGUUGAAGAAAUCAAGAGUGAAGCUACUGAAACAUGAGAUAAUACCUUUUCCCACAACCUCCAUGAUGAGGAACCUUUUGGUUGUGCAUGUGAGCAUAUCUGGUAAUGAACUUUGCCUUAUGACCUCUCAUCUGGAGAGCACUAGAAAUCACUCUAAGGAGCGUAUAAAGCAACUGCAAAUAGUGUUAAACAAAAUGCAGAAGGAGUCUGAGUCCACCACUGUUAUAUUUGGAGGGGAUACAAACCUCAGAGACAGUGAGGUUACUAAACUAGGUAACUUACCGAACAACAUUACGGAUAUCUGGGAGUUUUUGGGUAAACCUCAACACUGCCGCUAUACUUGGGACACCUACUCCAAUACCAACCUGGAUAUGGAGUACAAGUGCAAGAUGAGGUUUGACCGCAUUUACUUUCGGCCUGCAGCAGACGGGGGACAUAUUAUUCCACGAAGUAUGGACUUAAUCGGAUUGGAAAAACUAGACUGUGGCAGAUUCCCUAGUGAUCACUGGGGCAUUCUGUGUAACUUUGAUGUGAUAUUGUAAAAAAGAAAAAAGGCUUGCAUUGUUAGUUUUUAGGUGAUCUGUUCUUGUUUUUACAAAAUUUUACCGUCUCAGUUUAAGCAGGAUGUAUUUAAAUUUUCAACCCUCACGCAUUCUCUGCUCUUGACUUACGCUGGAAUGGCUUCAUUUCAAGCCAGGGUUCCCUUUUCCUGAUUGUAUGCAUCUGUUCUUGAAUCAUGUUUUUUAAAUAUUUAUUUUUAACAAUGUACGCAAAUACAAAACCAAAUUCUACUUUUAAAAUGGGAGGAAAAACCUGUAAAUACAAUUCAUAAGCAUACUUGGUGGUUUAAAAGACACUUUUAUUUUGGCGUGUUUUAUAAUCUCAUAAUAAAUGCUUUUUU
Pelecanus crispus (Dalmatian pelican) is the source of this 1191-nucleotide messenger RNA. RefSeq names its product tyrosyl-DNA phosphodiesterase 2 (gene TDP2). Gene Ontology annotation, molecular function: single-stranded DNA binding; 5'-tyrosyl-DNA phosphodiesterase activity. Gene Ontology annotation, cellular component: cytoplasm; PML body. Lineage: Eukaryota; Metazoa; Chordata; Aves; Pelecaniformes; Pelecanidae. Gene Ontology annotation, biological process: double-strand break repair. The record is from RefSeq and is a predicted model, not a curated record.